Vicia faba (fava bean) is the source of this 363-nucleotide messenger RNA. NCBI's taxonomy places the organism in Eukaryota, Viridiplantae, Streptophyta, Magnoliopsida, Fabales, Fabaceae. The record is from the annotation of a GenBank genome assembly.
AUGAAGGAUAUUGAUGCUGCCCACCUAUCAAUUGUGCUAGCUGAUCACAGGGUCCUUUCUGAAGGGGCCGGUAUUGGAAAAAAAUUGGGGGCGAUGGAUGCUUAUGCAGAAGUAGCCACCAUUGUCAGGAAAUAUGGAUCUAUGUAUUUGCGCCUUGGUGAUCUCCAGAUGGCAGUAGAAUAUUAUGCACAAGCUGCUGCUGCAGUUGGUGGUGGGCAGUUGUCAUGGACUGGUAGAGGUAAUGUUGAUCAGCAAAGGCAGAGAAACUUGAGGUUGAAGCAUCUUCUAACUGAAUUGUUGUUAAGGGAUGGAGGUAUAUAUCUAUUGCUUGGUGCAAAAGGUGCUGGAGAAGAGGAGAGUUAG